Messenger RNA from Paramecium tetraurelia, 846 nucleotides. RefSeq lists its product as uncharacterized. Gene Ontology annotation, molecular function: sequence-specific DNA binding; DNA-binding transcription factor activity. The record is from RefSeq and is a predicted model, not a curated record. Gene Ontology annotation, biological process: regulation of DNA-templated transcription. The transcript has 7 exons. Lineage: Eukaryota; Ciliophora; Oligohymenophorea; Peniculida; Parameciidae.
AUGUCGAAAUCCCGCAGUUAGUCUUCGAUUCCAGCAUUUUUAUAGAAAACUUAUGAUAUUUUAGAAAAUCCUCAAUUACAGGAUAUUGUAGGGUGGAAUGAGGAUGGUUCAGGUUUUUUGGUGAAGAACGUAAUAGCCUUUUAGGAUCAAGUGUUGCCAAUGUAUUUUAAGCACAGGAAUUUUGCAUCUUUUGUUAGAUAGAUGAACAUGUAUGGGUUUCAUAAAUCAAGAAGUGAUUAGAAGGAGAAUGAGUUUAUUCACCCUCAUUUUAAGAAGGAUCAACGAAAUCUGUUGAAGAAGAUAAAGAGAAAAUCAGGAGAACAAGGUGAUGAUUAGUUUGCCAUAAUGGAAUUGAAACCUCAUCGAAACCAAAACAUAUCAGAUAAAUAGAUCCAGUAGAUAAUUACCAAAUAGUAAGAGUUAGAAAAGGUGUGCAAAAUUCUGAUUGAAUAAAAUAAUAAAAUAUUGCAGUGCAACUAAUAAUUAAGAAAUCAAUUGGUUCAAGAGAGAUUCAAUGGGAAUAAAAAGUUCCAGAAGUUGAAGGAUUACUUUUUGGGCUAGUAAUAAAUAUAGGAUGAUUGUUUACAAAAACAAGCUCUUGAGGAUCUAAUUUAAUCAGACAAUGAGGAGCUAUUGCUUCCUAGUUAGAAAAAGGUCAAGGGAGAGGAUUCUGACAGUACCAUUGACAAGAUGGAACAAUUAUAUGACCCACAACCUUUGAUGCUAACUAACUCUUUAGUUGAUAAUGAUGGUAUGAUUCAAUUGAUCGAUGGUCCUCAAUUCAACGAUAUCUGCUUCGAUUGAGCUAUAAUUAAAAUGCAAUUAUGUUAGAAACUAAUAUUUUUU